Messenger RNA from Saprolegnia parasitica CBS 223.65, 1434 nucleotides. RefSeq lists its product as hypothetical. The transcript has 9 exons. The coding region runs from base 1 to 1362 and encodes 453 amino acids. The record is from RefSeq and is a predicted model, not a curated record. NCBI's taxonomy places the organism in Eukaryota, Oomycota, Saprolegniomycetes, Saprolegniales, Saprolegniaceae.
AUGGCGGCUGCGAGUCUGCUGACGCCGUCCGCGUCGAUGGUCUCGAUGGCCUCCGAGACGUCCGAGUCGACGAAGGAGAAGCCGCCGCUAUUCCGAGAGCUCGCUGCUGCGGCGCAGACGGGUGCGUCCAAUUUCAUCCUCGCCUACAACGUUCGCGCCGGCAUCGCCGUGCUGGUGCGCAUCGUGCUGCUCUUGCAAAAGAGACAGUUUAAAGCCAUCGCCAACCUCAAGGUGCUACUGAGCGAGAAACACCUCAGCUUUCGGGUCGAGGCCGUCUCGAUGGGGCUCUUCAUCGGCUGGUUUACCGGCGGCUACCAAGCGCUCAAGGCAAUUAUUCGGCGUUUGCGCCACGGCAAAGAAGACUCGGAGGCUCUCGGCGAAGAUCCCAUGACGACGGCGCUGGCGGGGACGCUGGCAGGCUCGGCUGUCGUGUUUGUCGAGCCAGAGCGUCGUCGGUCGCUGGCGCUCUAUGCACUUGCGCGAGCACUUCAGUGCCUCUACAACAGCGCCAAGUCCCGCGACGUGUGGCACUUUUGGGGCAGCAAGUGGGCCCACGGUGACUCAUUGCUCUUCGGUCUCACGUCCGCCCAGGUCAUGUACACGUUUAUCAUGCGGCCAUCUAUCUUGCCAAAAGAGUACUCGAGCUUCAUUCAGCGCACGGGCCCUGUCGGCUACAAGGUCCUCAACUUUGUGCAGCGCAACACGAGCGGCCUGCCCGUUGAGCCAGCCGAGAUUUCGCGCUUUCUCUCCGACAAGGGCUCGCCGUACGUCUAUACGAGCACGACCAAUCUCCCCAAUUGCAUUCCGUGUGGUCUCAUCCACCACCCAACGACGUCGUGCUCCUACGGCUUUCUCCUCACGCUCAUCAAGGCGAUGCGCAGCACCUUGCCGCUUUAUAUGUCGCUCAACAUCGUGCCGCAGGUCGUGCUGCAGUUCCGGCGCUUCCUUAGAACACCGCUCUACUCGCUCUUCCAAGGCGUCGUCGGUGGGUUCCGCUCCACGCUCUUCAUGGGCUCGUUCGUCGCCGUGUACCAGGCCGCGAUAUGCGUAUUUCGUGGUCUCUUGAAGCGCGAUCAUAAAGCAGUUUACUUUGCCGCCGGACUCGUAUCGUCGUUUGCCAUCUUCAUCGAAGCCAAGAGCCGGCGAUCGGAGCUGGCGCUGUACGUGCUGCCGCGGGCUGUGGACUCUCUCUUCAUUAUGCUUCGUGACACCCGCUGGCUCGCCGAUGUACCGUACGGCGAGGUCAUGCUCUUUGGUCUGUCCAUGGGCGCCAUCAUGUUCUGCUUCGAGCACGAGCGCCAAAACCUGAGCCCGAUGGUGCGCAGCCUCCUCGACAGAUUUCUCGCCGCGAGCAAGCAGUGACCAAGGUACGGAGUAGCUCAACAAAGAAUGCAUAUUCACUCGCGUAGUGUAUUACAAAAUGCUACACCUACG